Messenger RNA from Gasterosteus aculeatus aculeatus (three-spined stickleback), 2213 nucleotides. RefSeq names its product solute carrier family 25 member 39 (gene slc25a39). Gene Ontology annotation, cellular component: mitochondrion. The record is from RefSeq and is a predicted model, not a curated record. Gene Ontology annotation, biological process: mitochondrial transmembrane transport. NCBI's taxonomy places the organism in Eukaryota, Metazoa, Chordata, Actinopteri, Perciformes, Gasterosteidae.
GUUUACGUGCGCCAGCUGCGUCGCACUACAGUGACGUGUCCACGAGGCGGCGCUAGGGCUCGCGCGGGGGUGCGUUCACUUACCGAACUGCCCCUUUCGAGAUUUAGCCUGAUUACAAAAGCAUGUUUUCCGUAACGAAGAACCCGAAUACGUUGCAGCGCGACCGCGUGGCUUAACGUUAGCGCUGCUUUCUGAAAUGGGAGAAGGCGCUUCUGUUUCACAACGACACUGUCAGAUAAAGUAGAGGUGGCAGGAUGGGCGAGCGGCCCGGCGGCUCCGGGGCUGCGAUCUCUCCCGUGCAGCAGAUGCUGGCUUCUGGCACUGGAGCCCUCCUCACAUCUAUUUUUGUCACACCGCUGGACGUUGUGAAGAUCAGGCUGCAGGCUCAGCAAACCCCGUUCCACCAAGCUUUAGCCCGUGAAUCCGCUCCGUGGGGAGGCGUCAUCCGCCCUUCCAAGUGGAAAUGUUUCCUGUAUUGUAAUGGACUGAUGGAUCACAUCUACGUGUGUCAGAACAGAACCAGUUGCACCAGCUGGUACAAAACCCCCACGCAUUUCAGUGGCACGCUCGAUGCGUUUGUGAAAAUCACUCGACACGAAGGGCUCCGGUCCUUGUGGAGCGGACUUCCUCCAACGCUAGUCAUGGCCGUUCCCGCCACCGUCAUCUACUUCACCUGCUACGACCAGCUGCGGGACUUCCUGCGGUCCGGUCUGGGUCUCCAGGGCAGCUUCGUCCCCCUCGUGGCCGGCGGUCUGGCCAGACUGGGGGCCGUGACGGUGAUCAGCCCCCUGGAGCUGGUCCGGACCAAGAUGCAGGCCCGCCGGCUGUCCUACGGCGAGCUGCGGGUGUGCAUCCGCUCGGCCGUGGCUCAGGGCGGGCUGCUGUCCCUCUGGAGGGGCUGGGGACCCACCGUCCUCCGGGACGUGCCCUUCUCUGCGUUCUACUGGUUUAACUAUGAACUGGUGAAGGCGCAGCUGUGUGAAGAGUCCCAGAUGACUCAGGCCAACUUCUCCAUCAGCUUCACAGCCGGAGCCGUCUCUGGAGCCGUCGCGGCCAUCCUGACGCUGCCUUUCGACGUGGUUAAGACACGGAGACAGAUCCAGCUGGGAGAAAUGGACGCUGUGGGAGCUUCCUUGAAGGGAACCAAGUCCACGUGGCACAUAAUGAAGGACAUAUGGGCUGAGAUGGGCUACAGAGGCCUUUUUGCAGGUUUCAUGCCCAGGGUGAUCAAAGUGGCUCCAGCCUGCGCCGUCAUGAUAAGCACCUACGAGUUCGGGAAGGCCUUCUUCCAGGAGGUGAACCUGGAUCGCGAGCGCCUGGGAACCUGAGCGAUCGUGUUGUCGACGCUGUCGUCAGGACAGCGAGAGCCACCCCCUCCUGUCCUCUGGGACGUCUGCUCUCUGAACUGUGAUAAGAGCUGCACUUGACAUCCGUUACCGGGCCGGAGAGGUUCUAGAUUCUCUCCUGGAACAGACUUUACGUGUGCUGAUUAUUUUGUGUUGCAACUUUAAACGUGUGUUUUUAAAAUAAGAACAUGUUUUCUUUAGGGCUUCAGCAACGGGGACAAACUGCGCUAAAUCACACCUGUGUGCACGUGUUCUGAUGAUGAUGAUGGGGGAGUAAAAUCCAACCCUUUUUUGGGGCUUAAGCUGCACAUCAGUCCGGUUGCAUGAGUCUGAGAAGGUUCUACUUCCCACAUUGUGCAUCGCCUGAGUCUGUGUUCAGCAUCGGGUGAAGAUAAGCUGCUGCCCCCCCACCGCCUGAGCUCUACUGCACUUCUGCAGCAGAACAGCCAGACAUCCGAGUAGAAAUCUCUUUUGUGUACCGGAUAGAUUUUUAUUAUUUGUUGCACUUUACAAGUUCUGUAAAAUUAAAUCUGAAAGACAGUUUUUGAUUUUAUGUUUGGUGUAAUGCUUCUUUUCUGACCUAAAAUGGGCGACACUACAAUCUAGAAAACACAACGCCUAAUGCAUCAUUUAGCAUUUGGUGUACUGAUUAUAUUACAAUAAUUCAAGAAGCUUAGAGCACAAUUUUCUGUGGAAACUGCAGCUGACAGCAUCUUUAAAGUCACAUCCUUCUUACAUUUUGCAAAGACAUGAUGUGAUCAAAUAAACACGAUAAGCUCCCCAAACUUUCCCCUGGGAGCGUGCAGGUGAUGAAACGCUUUGAAUGUGUUGUAACACUGCAUCAUAAAACACAAUAUUACUGCCUCA